This is a messenger RNA of Plasmodium vinckei vinckei, 654 nucleotides long. RefSeq names its product gas41 homologue, putative. Lineage: Eukaryota; Apicomplexa; Aconoidasida; Haemosporida; Plasmodiidae. Bases 1 to 654 code for a protein of 217 amino acids. The transcript is spliced from 8 exons. The record is from RefSeq and is a predicted model, not a curated record. Gene Ontology annotation, biological process: regulation of DNA-templated transcription.
AUGCAAAAUGUAAAGUUGGUAAAACCAAUGGUUGUUGGGACUUAUGCAUUUUUGCUUUCUCAGCAGGAAAAAAGGAAAUAUGGAAAUAUGACACAUAAAUGGACUUGCUUAUUAAGAUGCCCUAAUUCAUCUGACCUUUCUUUAUUUGUAACUAAAGUGGUUUUUGAAUUAGACCCUUCUUUCAUUUACCCCAAGAGAGUUUACACACAACCCCCUUACGAGGUAAAUGAAAUUGGAUGGGGUGAAUUUUACCUGACCGUGAAAGUUUAUUUUGAUGACACUUCUUUGUCUCCUAUUAGUAUUACUCAUUUUGUUAAGCUAAAUACCGAUUCCGAGAAUGAACACCCCCCUUGUGUCGUUAACGAGACAUAUGAAGAAAUUAUUUUUAGAAAUCCCACUAUUCGAUUGUACAACAAAAUUGUCCAAAGCAAUAGCACAAAAACAGCUCCCCAUAAAUUUCAGGAACAUUUUUUGAAAUACGACUUUAAAGAGGAUAAUUACACAAAAAAAUAUCUCCAAUUUCAGUCGAAGGUGCAAGAGGAGAUUUGUGAUUUAAUGUCCGAAGCAACUAUGCUAUCGAAAGAGAUUAACGAAACCCAACAAAAAUAUUUUUCAAUGAAAGCAGAAAUCGGCGUUAGUAGUGAUGAAAAUUAG